This is a messenger RNA of Cotesia congregata, 534 nucleotides long. Lineage: Eukaryota; Metazoa; Arthropoda; Insecta; Hymenoptera; Braconidae. The record is from the annotation of a GenBank genome assembly.
AUUAACAGAGCGGGAGUAGCAGUCACAGCGGUAUAGUUCUUGGAACGAGAAGAGCCCCGUCACAACAAUCAUUUCAUUCAUCAAAAAACAAUCAAUCCCACCAUUCAUCAGGUAUCGGAUCAACGGGAGCCGGCGGGGGUGCCCCCGCCGGCUCAGGAGCUAGUAUCAAUGUCGGAGGGCAGCCUGUACAACUUCCAACAUUACCCAACUUGCCGGUGACUCAAACACCACCCGUUGCUUCAACUUCUAUGAUGCGUAGCACUUAUCAGCUCCCCGAAUUUACUCCAGCUAAAUGUAUCCACAUUAGAUCAUCCUCGAAAAAUUUAGCUACCACCAGAAACCAACAGAGUAUUACUAAAAUGCUGUUAUUAAUUAGUACUGUAUUUGUUCUACUCAAUUUACCGAGGUAAUUGACUCUUUCUUUUUAAUUUUAAUUAAGCCGUCUGUCCCCGAGGUCACUGGAGCUAUUGCGCAACUUGAAGGGUGGAUAAUCCUAUUUGCGAUGACGACUAUAUAAGAUUUAAUUUUAUUUUU